GUCAGAUAAAAAAUGUUACAAACAUUUGUUUUGCCCUGACUACUCUUUCUCGUUUUUGAAACUGAAUCUGAAGUUGAAGGCCAAGAGAAAAUGGCCCAUUACCAUAACGUCGAUAAGGACAAUGAGGUGGAGUUUGUUCAAACUGGCUAUGGGAAGGAUAUGGUAAAAGUUCUCCAUAUUCAGCGAGAUGGAAUAUAUCACAGCAUUAAAGAGGUGGCAACUUCGGUGCAACUCACGCUGAGCUCCAAAAAAGAUUAUCUACAUGGAGAUAAUUCAGACAUCAUCCCUACAGACACCAUCAAGAACACAGUUCAUGUCUUGGCAAAGUUCAAAGGAAUCAAAAGCAUAGAGACUUUUGCUAUGAAUAUCUGUGAACAUUUCCUUUCUUCUUUUAACCACGUCAUCAGAGCUCAAGUCUACGUGGAAGAAGUCCCUUGGAAGCGUUUUGAAAAGAACGGAGCCAAGCACGUCCACGCGUUUGUUCAUACGCCCACGGGAACGCACUUCUGUGAGGUUGAGCAGAUGAGGAGUGGACCUCCAGUCAUUCAUUCUGGAAUCAAAGACCUUAAGGUCUUAAAAACGACCCAGUCUGGAUUUGAAGGAUUCAUUAAGGACCAGUUCACCACACUCCCUGAGGUGAAGGACCGGUGCUUUGCCACCCAAGUGUACUGCAAGUGGCGCUACCACCGAUGCAGAGAUGUGGACUUUGAGGCUACCUGGGACACUGUUCGAGACCUUGUCCUAGAGAAAUUUGCUGGACCCUGUGACAAAGGCGAGUACUCGCCUUCUGUCCAGAAGACCCUCUACGACAUCCAGGUGCUCUCCCUGAGCCGGCUUCCUGAGAUAGAAGACAUGGAAAUCAGCCUGCCGAAUAUCCAUUACUUUAACAUAGACAUGUCUAAAAUGGGACUGAUCAACAAGGACGAGGUCUUGCUCCCAUCGGACAACCCCUAUGGCAAAAUUACUGGUACAGUGAGGAGGAAGCUGGCUUCCAAGCUGUGACUUUGGAGCCGAGUUGGAGUCCACUCUCAGCUGAAGAAUUCACAAGUCACUUGUGAUGCUGGACACCAUAGCAUGUAACCAUGCUAUGAUUUUCAACCUAGUCUGUUGAUUUAUAGUGUGCACUUUCCUCUUGUAUGAAAGAACUCUUCUACACCAAGCUCAGCAGGGUGUUUUAUGAUUAGUAACCAUAACAGGCUUUGUGGAUACAGUUUAUUUAACAAAUGCAGAGCAGUAUUAGAAUAAUCGUCUAUUAAUAUUUCUUUUUAGCCUAUCUUAGAGAUGCUUUGGAAUCAAUUCACCAAGAAAAUAAUCAUGAAUUAAUAGAAGUGUCAUAUCAGUUAAUUUGUGUACAAGUUUAAGAAACAAGCUUGUAUUCAUCCUACUGAUGCUAGAACUUUGCUUCUGGAUGGUGCAGAAAACAUGACGAACAAAAUCACAUUUUGAAAUAUAUCACUGUUGUGGCUUCAGUUAGAUGGCAUAUUUGAAUUUGUAAGAAUGCUUAGUUUAUUCCUACUCUGAAAGUACAUUUUUAUUCUUGCUAUAUUGGUUUUAUGACUUCUACAAUCCUUAGAGAGAAUUUAGUAUGCAUUGGGGCCCUGAAAAAAAGUAUAAGUUUUUUUCUUUAAAUAAUGCAUCACUUUGUCACAAAGAGCAUGUUUAAUAAAAGCUAAGUCAAUAUGCCAAUGGGUGAACAGACACACAGAAAGAAGACUAGAAACUCUGUAUAUGGCAAUAUUGGCAGUGAUGAUUUCUGCACAGUGGGAUCUGGGUGAUUCUUAUUUCUGGCCAUGUGCUUUUCUGAAUCUUUCAAAUAUGAACAUUUAUCAUCUACAUAAUCAGAGAAAUAAAUAUAAUUGAUGAUUCAAA
Phyllostomus discolor (pale spear-nosed bat) is the source of this 1869-nucleotide messenger RNA. Its product is annotated as uricase. The record is from RefSeq and is a predicted model, not a curated record. The transcript is spliced from 8 exons. Lineage: Eukaryota; Metazoa; Chordata; Mammalia; Chiroptera; Phyllostomidae. Gene Ontology annotation, cellular component: peroxisome. Gene Ontology annotation, molecular function: urate oxidase activity. The coding region runs from base 91 to 1002 and encodes 303 amino acids. Gene Ontology annotation, biological process: urate catabolic process; purine nucleobase catabolic process.